Messenger RNA from Sarcophilus harrisii (Tasmanian devil), 3605 nucleotides. RefSeq names its product zinc finger protein 160-like. Gene Ontology annotation, biological process: negative regulation of transcription by RNA polymerase II. The record is from RefSeq and is a predicted model, not a curated record. Gene Ontology annotation, molecular function: DNA-binding transcription repressor activity, RNA polymerase II-specific. The transcript has 4 exons. The coding region runs from base 567 to 2423 and encodes 618 amino acids. Lineage: Eukaryota; Metazoa; Chordata; Mammalia; Dasyuromorphia; Dasyuridae.
CGGCCCUGAGAUUCCCUCCAGCACUGGACUGAUCUAGAUCUCUGCCCCAGUACGCUUGGCAGGUAAAAGCACUGUACGCAUGCGCGCUAGGACUAGGGCUGUCUAAGAGCGGAGCAUCCCAUGACGUCACUCUUCCCGGCAGAGCGCUAGAGCCUGCACACGGAGUUUCUAGAAGCACCAGAAAUUUCUGCGGAUGAAUAGGGUAUUUAUUUGGCAAACAUUUUAAGCCACUUCUCUGUGCCUACUUCCAUCCCCUUUCCCAUCCAGCUACGCACAGAAGAAACGCCUUGAGGGUAGAGAGCACCUCGGUUAGCGCCCCUCACCCCCGCCGCCUAGUCCCUGCAGCAGGUGCUUUACCCAAAGCCCCUUUAAGCCGCGACUUGAACGAGCCGGUGCGCCUGCGCGUCAGCCAAAAGACUACAUUUCCCAAAAGCGACCAAAAAAAAAAAAAAGAAUCUCAGGUUCGGACGGAUGCCAGCAAGGGUCACGCUAGCUCUGAGCAGGCGCAUUUGGGGAGAUGUCUAUGUUGAAUCGUUUCCCCUACUUGAGUAGGAUGUUGAGGAGACAUGUUCGCCACGUGGAAUUUACUGACAUUCCAAGAUGUUGCUGUGGAAUUCACCCAGGAAGAAUGGAACUAUUUGGAUCCUGGCCAGAAGGAAAUGUACAGGGACGUGAUGCUGGAGAAUUAUGAGAACUUUGUCUCUCUUGGGCUUCCAGUAACUAAACCAGCUGUGAUUUCUCAUCUGGAGAGACGUGAAGCCCCCUGGCUAUCAAGGGAAGAAAACCCCAGAUGCAUUUCUGAGGAUUCCCCUGUUGAGAAAAGAGAAUAUGAAACCAAGGAGUCAACUCCACAGCAAUGUAUUGCUGCCAGAGAGCCAAUCAGAGAGAGACUCCUAAGGGAUGAUUUCUGCAGAUAUAAAUUGGGAGAAGCUUGGAAUUAUGACACUGGAUUAGAAAAGCAGAUAAACAACCUGGAAAGACAAUCCAUGAAGCCAAUAGUUGAAUGCAGCAGAAUUUCCAGGCUUUGUAAAUUUAGUAAAUACUGGAAGUUUUUCAGUAACCUCUCAAAACUUAGUCAUUCCCAUAGAGUGUGUUCUCAAGGAGAACCAAAUAGAAUUAAUGAAUGUGAUAAAACCUUCCACAUCAAUUCAAGCCUUAAUGUACAUGGAGUAAUUAAGGCUGGAGUGAAAUCUCCUACAUUUGGUGAAUGUGGUAAGGCUUCCAGCUACAAUUCAGACCUAGCUGUUCAUCAGAAAAAUCUCAAGGAAAAAAAGCCUAUUGAACAAUGUAAUACAGGUCAGAAAACUUUUAGCCUGAAGGGAUGUAUUUGUCAACAUAAGGGAAUUCCUAGUGGAGGGAAAUCCUAUAAAUGUAAUGAAUGUGGGAAGGGAAUUCCUAGUGGAGGGAAAUCCUAUAAAUGUAAUGAAUGUGGGAAGGGAUUCAGCCUUAUAGGACCCUUAAAUAGACACAAGAAAAUUCAUACUGAAGUGAAACUCUAUAAAUGUAAUGAAUGUGGAAGAAGUUAUAAGGACAAAGCAUCCUUUAGUAGACAUGAGCGAAUUCAUACUGCAGAGAAACCUUAUAAAUGUAAUGAAUGUGGAAAAGCUUUUAGGGACAAAGCAUCCCUCAGUAGACAUGAGAAAAUUCAUAGUGGAGAGAAACCCUAUAAAUGUAAUGAAUGUGGAAAAGCCUUUAGGUUUAAGAGAGGCCUUGUUGUACAUGGAGCAACACAUACUGGGGAAAAGCCCUAUAAAUGUAAUGAAUGUGGAAAAGCCUUCAAACUUCAGGGAACCCUUCAUGUACAUAAGAGAAUUCAUACUGCAGUGAAACCCUAUAAAUGUAAUGAAUGUGGAAAAGCCUUUAGAUUUAAGAGAGGCCUUGAUGUACAUGAGGCAAAUCAUUCAGGGGAGAGGCCCUACAAAUGUAAUGAAUGUGAGAAAGCCUUCAGCCAUAAGGAUCUUCUUAAUAAGCAUAUGAAAAUUCAUACUGGAGAGAAACUGUAUAAAUGUGUUAAAUGUAGAAAAACCUUCAGGUGUAAAGAAGGCAUUGAUGUACAUGAGGCAGUUCAUAUUGGGCAAGAGCCCUAUAAAUGUAAUGAAUGUGAAAAAGCCUUUUGGCAGAAGGGAAGCCUUAAUAGACAUAAAAAAAUUCAUACUGAAAAGAAACCUUAUAAAUGUAAUGAAUGUGGAAAAGCCUUUAGGGAGAAUGGAGGCCUUAAUAGACAUAUGAAAAUUCAUAGUGUAGUGAAACCUUAUAAAUGUAAUGAAUGUGAAAAAGCCUUCAAGUAUAGGGGACAUCUUAAGAGACAUAAGAAAACUCAUAUUGAUGUUCAACUCUAUAUAUGCAAUGAAUGUGGAAAAGCCUUCAAACGUAAGGGGAACCUUCAUUUCCAUAAACGAUUUCAUAUUGGACAGAAACCCUAAAAAUGCCAGCAAUAUGGAAAACCUUUUAACUCGUUUAGAAACUUUAAAAAAGAAAUUCAUACUAGAGGGAAAUCCUUUGACUAUACCGAUGUAAACAGGAUAUAGCUGAAAUUUAACCUUUGCAAAAUAGAAACUAAGAACCUCUUUGAAUGUAAGAAAUUGAGAAAACUUUCUUGUACAGCUCAGGUUUAAGGUUCAAACCUAAAGAAACAUCAGAUAAUUCUUACUGGUGAUAAAUGUAAAUGUAAAUAAUGUGAGAAAGCUUUCAACCAGCAAGAACACUUAACAGAUCUAGUAGAACCCAUACUGGGUAUGCACUUUUUUCAGUACUAUUUAUUUUAUAUGAAAAUAGCUUCAUGGGCUCAAGCAGAUAUAACACAUUAGGCAGUCAUAUUGACUGAGCAGUUGGGUUUGGGCUAGUAAUCUUUCUUAACUGGGGGACAUGAAGGAGAUGGGGGGCACAGUGUAGGGUCGAGUGGCUUGAGAUGUUGACAUUUCUGGCCUAAGGUUAUUUAAAGAUGCCAACUAGACAAUUUCAGAGAUUGGACUUUUAUGAAUUUCAAAGCCAAGUAAAUUCCAGCUUCACAUCAUUCUAUGCAAACAAGACAGAAUCAACUUGUUUCAUCCUGGUAAUGGGGACCAAAUAAGUACACAUGAUAAAUAUUAGCAACUACUAUUAUCUCAGUCUGAAUAUCUUAAUGUUUUCCUCUUCCCCCUCCUCCCUUACUCUCCCCAGUAUUUCUUAUUCCCUCAUUUUUUGGUACCUCUCUCCCUAAAUCAUUUCCUCAUUCUUUUGGGUUUAUCCUGUGGCUUCUCUUGAAUGUUACAUAUCCUGCCUAAUAGAAUGUGAACUCACUGGAGGCAGGACCUGUCUCACUUUCAUAUCAGCACCAAGCAUAGUUCCUGCUACAUAGUUUUUAAUAAAUGCAUACUGAUGUUUUGACUUUUAUUUUUGUUUUAACUCUGUGUUGUGUUUCUAGACUUUCUUCCUAAUGCAUUUCAUAUUAUAUUUGGCCAUCCUAGUGAGCUCUGAUGAUACAAGAUCACAAUACCUCAUAGUUAGAAGGGAUUUCAGCAUAUAUCCCAUUUGCAACAUAACUAGCAAGUGGUCAACAGCCUUAAAGAUCUGUAUUUAUUGUUCAAACAUUUUUGACUCUUAAUAACAUCAUUUGGAGUGUUUUU